This is a messenger RNA of Naumovozyma castellii, 1848 nucleotides long. It is a transcript of the gene BDP1, whose product is annotated as transcription factor TFIIIB subunit BDP1. The record is from RefSeq and is a predicted model, not a curated record. Bases 1 to 1848 code for a protein of 615 amino acids. Lineage: Eukaryota; Fungi; Ascomycota; Saccharomycetes; Saccharomycetales; Saccharomycetaceae. The transcript has a single exon.
AUGAGUAGUAUUAUUAACAAGAGUGGAACACGUUUUACACCCAAAAUAAGACAGCGUCGUACUGUCACAACCACACCGACGGCUACUCCAUCGCCCAGAGUUUUACCUAUCGAGAAGGAACAUGAAGAAGCAGAAGGAGAAGAAGAAGAAGAAGAAGAAGAAAGGGAUAGACAUAAGGAUGGUGAUUCAGUCGACAAUGAAAAUGUUGCUGAUGAUCUUAACGGACCUACACAAGUAGCAGCUACACAAGAAAUUUCACCACUACAAUCAAGUACACAGACCAAUGCACCUCCAGGUUCUCCCAAAUCAACUUCACGUUUAUCAGUAUCGCAAUCAACUAAAAAAUUUAGAUCAGGGAGAUUGGCAUCGUUGAGUAAAGCGGGUAAUGCUUCCAUUUUCAAAUCUAGUUUUAAUGAGGAUGCCAAAGCAUCCACUGCUGGUGUUAUUCAAGUGGGGAGAAGAUUAUCUACUAUUGCUACUAGUAGUUCCGUAUUGAAGAAAAUAAAAUUGAAUGCUACCAUUGCAGAAAACGAUGCCACUUUACAAGCUCUGAAAAGACGUAGGAUGUCAAGUAGGACUUCCAUUUCAAAGAAGUCAGGCUCUGUACAUCGAAUUAGUAUUCUCUCUAAGACUCAAGUUUCCAAUGGUGAAACUUUAUCUUCCAAACCAUCAUCUAAAUCCCCGACUCCGACAGUUAAUGGUGUAGCGACGGCGACUGCGAUUAAGAAGGAUAGUUCUGAUGAUCUUUUCCAAAAGACUGAUGAUUUAUAUGCCAAUUAUACUAUUAAGAAUGUAAAGGAAAUUCCAAGAAAUAUUCAAGAUGAAGAUUCGGAACGAUAUUUGAUAGAUGAGGAACAAUUUACUAUUGCUGAGUUAUGUAAGGCCAAUUUACCCAUUGGUAAGACAUCAGAUAAUUUUGUUCGUGCCAAAUUGGCCACUAAGGCUAAAUUGGAUAAGAGGAAACAAAAAAGGGAGAUGAGGAAGCGUGCUCGUGAAGAAUUUAGGUCUUUAAAUUCUUUAACUAAAGAGGAAGAGGAUGAAGAGAAAGAGAAUCGUAAAUUGGCAGCAGAGAAAUUAUUAAACACAGAUGUUCCUGAUUCUUAUAGACCACAUGCAGCCAUUCAAUUAAAAUUAAGUGCGGAUGGUACUUUAGCGGUGGACGAGGAUUCCACAGUGGUAGAUCGACAUAAGAAUGCCAGUUUAGAGAAUGCUCAUAAGCAAAAAGUGGAUGAGAAUCCAUUUGAAAAUUUGUACAAUUCACACACGUAUGGUAGAAAUCGUUAUACUGAUCCUUGGACCAUUGAAGAAUUGAUUAAAUUUUAUAAAUCAUUAUCCAUGUGGGGGACUGAUUUUAAUUUAAUUGCACAAUUGUUCCCCUAUAGAACGAGGAGACAAGUGAAAUCCAAAUUUAUUAGUGAAGAAAAGAAACAUCCUGUGAUGAUUGAAUUAGCUCUUCGAUCUAAAUUACCUCAAAAUUUUGAUCAAUAUUGUACUGAUAUUAGAAAGGAUAUUGGUACAGUGAAUGAUUUUAAUGAAAAGAUGGAAGAAUUACAGAAGGAGCACGAGGAGAAUUUGAAAGCCAUCGAACGUGCGAAGGAGACAGCCAAGUUGGAGGAUCAAACACAGUCGCAAUCGCAAGUUAAUGCUGAUGGUGAUGGUAGGGUCAAGAGGCGCGGUGUUGUCCAUAAUAAUAAGAAGAAAGAGGUUGUGUUGGGGACGAUUGAUGAUUUCAAGAAGAUGCAGAAGAGGGAGAGUGGUGAUGAGGAUGAAAGUAGUGAUGAUGAGGAAGAGGAAGAAGAAGAGGAGGACGAGGAGGAUGCUGAAAAGGACGAAAAACCUGAGAAAUGA